CUCGACGAACUCUUGGCUCCUAAGCUUUCCCGGCCAGCACGCAGCAGCCACCCCUUCUCCGGGUUCUCCCCCUACCCCGCGAUCGAGCCGUUGGAAUCGCGCGUUCCGGGCGGGAUCCGGCGCGCCCCCGGCCCGAUCCCGAUGCUCUCCGGCGGCGACGACGGCGUCCCCGACGGCAUCGGGAUGGCGCGGCUCGCGUGGACGCGCCUCCCCACCGCGGACGCCGAGGGGGCGGGGCCCUCCACCUCCGCCGCGGCGGCGGGCGACGAGCUCUUCUCCGCCGCGGCCGUCGAGAGCCUGGACUACGAGGUCAUCGAGAACUACGCGUACCGGGAGGAGCAGGCGCAGCGGAGCAAGUUCUGGGUGCCCUACUACGUCAUGCUCAAGUGGCUAUUCUCUCUGCUGAUCGGCGUCGGUACUGGAUUAGCUGCUAUAUUCAUAAAUUUGGCUGUUGAGAACUUCUCUGGAUGGAAAUAUACUGCAACGUUUGCUAUAAUAAAGCAUUCAUAUUUUGUGGGAUUCUUUGUCUACACCAUUUUCAAUUUAGCCCUAGUCUUCUCUUCUGUAUACAUAGUCACAAACUUUGCUCCAGCAGCUGCUGGAUCUGGUAUUCCAGAGAUCAAAGGUUAUUUAAAUGGAGUGGAUACACAUGGAAUCCUCCUUUUCAGAACAUUAGUUGGGAAGAUCUUCGGGAGCAUUGGAUCAGUUGGAGGUGGAUUGGCUCUAGGAAAAGAAGGGCCUCUUGUUCAUACUGGGGCCUGCAUUGCUUCUCUUCUUGGACAAGGCGGAUCUGCGGAAUACCACUUGAGUUCUAGAUGGGUACGGAUUUUUGAAAGCGAUCGUGAUCGGCGAGACCUUGUGACAUGUGGAUGUGCAGCUGGAGUUGCUGCAGCCUUCAGAGCUCCUGUUGGUGGGGUGCUAUUUGCCCUGGAGGAAGUUACAUCCUGGUGGAGAAGUCAUCUUAUGUGGAGAGUAUUCUUCACAUCUGCUGUUGUGGCCGUUGUGGUGCGUUCGGCAAUGAAUUGGUGCAAUAGUGGAAAGUGUGGUCAUUUUGGAGCUGGAGGUUUCAUAAUCUGGGACAUAUCUGGAGGUCAAGAAGAUUACUCAUAUCAGGAACUGUUUCCUAUGGCAAUUAUUGGUGUUAUUGGUGGACUUCUUGGGGCAUUAUUUAAUCAACUCACCCUGUAUAUAACUAAAUGGCGGCGAACGUAUCUUCACAAAAAAGGGAAACGCGUGCAGAUCUUUGAAGCCUGCCUUAUAUCUUUGGUAACAUCGACAAUUUCCUUUGUGUUGCCGCUACUAAGGAAAUGCAGCCCAUGCCCUCAAUUAGAAACUAAUUCAGGCAUAGAAUGCCCUCAUCCACCUGGCACAGAUGGGAAUUUCGUCAAUUUUUAUUGUUCAAAAGAUAAAGAAUACAAUGAUCUAGCAACCAUUUUCUUCAAUACUCAGGAUGAUGCAAUACGGAAUCUUUUCAGUGCAAAAACAUUCCAUGAAUACAGUGCACAGAGCCUGAUCACCUUCCUGGUCAUGUUUUACUCCUUAGCUGUCGUGACCUUUGGAACUGCUGUUCCAGCUGGUCAGUUCGUUCCAGGAAUAAUGAUCGGAUCUACAUAUGGACGGCUUGUUGGAAUGUUUGUUGUCAAGUAUUAUAAGAAGCUAAACAUCGAGGAGGGCACGUAUGCGCUGCUUGGUGCUGCAUCCUUUCUUGGUGGUUCAAUGAGAAUGACUGUAUCUUUAUGUGUUAUCAUGGUUGAGAUUACAAAUAACUUGAAACUCUUGCCACUGAUCAUGCUUGUUCUUCUAGUUUCUAAGGCGGUUGGUGACUUCUUUAAUGAAGGGCUAUAUGAGGAGCAAGCCCGACUAAGGGGCAUCCCUUUACUGGACUCCAGGCCUAAACAGGUUAUGAGAAAUAUGAAUGCAAAGGAUGCCUGCAAGAAUCAAAAGGUUGUCUGCCUACCUCGUGUUUCAAGAGUAAUCGACAUUGUCUCUGUUUUGCGAACCAACAAGCAUAAUGGUUUCCCUGUUGUUGACCGUGGGCAGAAUGGCGAAUCACUAGUCAUAGGUCUCAUACUUCGUAGCCACUUACUGGUACUUCUACAAGCUAAAGUAGAUUUCCAGAACAGUCCUUUCCCUUGUGGGCCAGGCGUACUGAACAGGCAUAAUUUUAGUGACUUCGUUAAACCAGCAUCAAGUAAAGGGAAAUCAAUUGAUGAUAUUCAUUUGACUGAGGAUGAACUAGGGUUAUAUUUGGAUCUUGCCCCAUUUUUAAACCCUUCACCAUACAUAGUGCCAGAGGACAUGUCGUUGGCGAAGGUGUACAAUCUCUUCCGCCAGCUUGGAUUGAGACAUAUAUUUGUUGUUCCUAGGCCUUCUCGUGUUGUAGGAUUGAUAACCAGAAAAGAUUUAUUACUUGAGGAGGAUGGCAAUACUGCGAUGGCGGAGCUCCAAUCGACGAGUGUAAGGGGCUUGCUGAAUGGCAGACUGCUGGGCGGUAAUGCACAUCUGGAACGUCCUCUUCUUGACAACCUUGUGAUUGAGUAGAUACAUAGCAGCACACGUCUUAAGAUAAUUUUGAUAGCUAGCAGUUAACCUUCCACUGCAUAUCGGGCCAUGUGUAUUCUUUACAUGAAUCAAGCGGCACUGAGCCGACGAUGCAGCAUGGAUUGGAUCCUUCGAAGUGUUGCGGAUGGAGGUUCCCCAUUGAACAUCACGUUGCUGUGUCGUAAGGUAAUUUCUCCGUGCCGUGUGUCUAGAUUAGGUGAUUGUAACUUGCACAGAAAUGUUCAUACAUACCAUCCAUGUAUCUCACGACAAAUUUCCAAGGCGCGGGCGCGCGGCGUUAGGCGGCUGUAUGUAGAAUUUUGUAAUGGGUGAUGCCAUGGUGAAGACAAAAGUUACUGAUGAUUCGUGCCUUCUUUUCCUGAAGUUGUGGUUGGCGGCUACUUGAAAAUUUACGUUGGUUCCGGUCGGAAUGGC
Molecule: messenger RNA, 2976 nt
Organism: Panicum virgatum (switchgrass)
Lineage: Eukaryota; Viridiplantae; Streptophyta; Magnoliopsida; Poales; Poaceae
Product: chloride channel protein CLC-d
Exons: 23
Coding region: 142-2541 (799 amino acids)
Biological process (GO): chloride transport; transmembrane transport
Cellular component (GO): membrane; intracellular membrane-bounded organelle
Molecular function (GO): voltage-gated chloride channel activity
Source: RefSeq, a predicted model, not a curated record